AUGGGCAUUGAAACCUCCCCUCUUGAUGUCGAGGAAUCGACGGAACCCCCUAUAUGUUCUUUACCGAAGGAACACACGCGUACCGAUGUAGACAGCCAGCAGGACAUUGAGAAAAUCGAACAGCCGAGUGCUCGGGUGGUAAAUGAUGCUCAACAUCCUGCUGUAGAACCGUGCCAACCCAUUCCUGAAAGCCUGUCGGAUUACCCCCACACUGUUGAUCCUGCACAACUUGCAGCGUCUCUCAACGUUCAGCUUCACCAUGGUCUGUCAAAUACCGAGUCGGCGGCCCGUCUCCAGCGAGAUGGGCCGAACAGGGUCCGAGAAAUGCAGGGAGUGUCGGUCUGGAAGAUACUGCUGAGACAGGUUUCCAACAGCUUGACUUUAGUUCUCGUCAUUACUAUGGCAAUAUCUUUUGGGAUUGAUGACUAUAUCGAAGGAGGCGUGAUCACAGCGGUUAUCCUCCUUAAUAUCGUCGUCGGAUUCGUGCAGGACUAUCGAGCCGAAAAAACCAUCAUGUCCCUGCAUCGACUGUCUGCUCCCGUGUGCAAGGUGCUACGAGAUGGCCAUGUAGUGUCCGUGAAGGCCGAGUCGCUUGUCGUGGGAGAUAUUGUCCAACUGGCUGUCGGAGAUAUCGUCCCCGCCGACUUGCGACUCGUCGACGGCAUGAAUGUAUCCAUGGACGAAGCCUUGUUGACUGGCGAGUCCCUGCCGGUGGCAAAGACUCCGCAUAUGGUCAUGGCCUCGCGAGACAUCCCUAUAGGAGACCGGACCAAUAUGGCCUAUUCAGGAUGUAGUACAACCCAAGGUAGAGCCACGGGCAUUGUCACUGCAACGGGAAUGAGGACUAAGGUGGGCAAGAUUGCGCAGCUUCUUCAAGAGACGUCCACCCACACCAGUUCAAACCUGUUCAUGCGCGGCUUUCACCGAGUGAAAACCACCAUUAAAAAUAUCCUGGGGCUAGUAGGUACUCCGUUACAGGUGAAGUUGAGUAAGUUUGCGCUUUUGCUAUUUGCUCUCGCCAUUCUUCUUGCCAUCAUCGUGUUUUCGGUCAACAAGUGGGAUGUUCAAGGCGAAGUUCUCAUCUACGGGAUCUGCGUCGCCGUGGCCGUGGUCCCCGAAUCGCUAAUUGCCGUCCUCACGAUCACUGUGGCAGUUGGAACAAAGGCUAUGGCCAAAGGCAAUGUCAUUGUGCGGAAACUGCAGUGCCUUGAAGCCGUGGGCGGAGUAACCAAUAUUUGCUCCGAUAAAACAGGGACAUUGACCCAGGGCAAGAUGGUCGCACGUACCGCGUGGAUUCCAGAGGCUGGCACUUUAACCAUCCACCAUACCACAAAUCCAAUCGAUCCUACCAGUGGGUCGGUCCAACUCGACGAGGUGGACUGGAAUCGAGAGGAUCUACAGAGCAACCUCGCCCUGCGAACAUUUCUAGCUGCAAUCUCGUUAUGCAAUCUGUCGGUGGUAGAAAAAGCCGGGCCGUCGGAUGUCUCAGGAAAAGAUCCUGUCCGAUCACAAAAUGAGUGGACUGCUGUCGGCGAGCCUACUGAAAUUGCCUUGCACGUUCUCGCGAUGCGUUUUGGCAUGGGAAAGCCAGCCUUGUUACAGGAGCGCGACAUUGCCCUACACACAGAAUAUCCCUUUGAUUCCUCAAUUAAACGAAUGACAGUCGUUUACAAAAACGCAGUCGCCCAGGUCCACGAAGUAUAUACGAAAGGGGCACCUGAGGCUAUUAUUCCUAGACUCCGUCUGAGUGGACAGCAGAAAACGUUCAUGCAGGACACGGCAGACCGAAUGGCCGGAGAAGGCCUUCGCGUACUGUGCGUGGCUUAUAAGAUGACGUCGAUUGAUGACAAUACACAGGUAUCCCCACGUGCCCACGCCGAGUCUGACCUAACUCUUAGUGGUCUGGUUGGACUUUAUGACCCCCCUCGGGUCGAAACAGCUGCGGCUGUCCGUCGCUGUCAGAUGGCUGGCAUUACGGUCCACAUGUUGACCGGCGACCAUAUCCGCACGGCCACGGCGAUCGCCUCCGAAGUGGGUAUACUGGACCCGUUCGUCAACGCAAAGUCCAGCCGACUUGUCAUGGCGGCGGAGGAGUUUGGCCGGUUGUCGGAUAUGGAGAUUGACGCGAUUGAGAAGCUGCCUCUGGUGAUAGCACGCUGCAGCCCGACCACGAAAGUUCGAAUGGUCGAGGCGAUGCACCGACGCCAGGCGUUCUGUGUCAUGACGGGCGACGGGGUCAAUGACUCGCCUGCUCUGAAACGGGCAGACGUGGGUAUUGCCAUGGGGAAAAAUGGCAGUGACGUCGCCAAAGAGGCGGCUGAUAUGGUAUUGACAGACGACAACUUUUCGUCGAUUGUGAGAGCGGUCGAGGAAGGUCGACGUCUGUUCGACAAUAUUCAAAAGUUCUUGAUGCAUCUUUUGAUCUCCAACAUUGCCCAAGUCAUUCUCCUUCUCGUUGCACUGGCAUUCAAAGAUGCAGAGGACAAUUCGAUCUUUCCCUUAUCUCCCUUGGAGAUUCUAUGGGCAAAUCUCGUGACGUCCUCUUUCCUGGCGUUAGGGCUUGGACUCGAGGAAGCGCAACCAGAUAUUAUGUAUCGCCCGCCACACGAUCUAAAAGUGGGCGUUUUUACCCGGGAGCUGAUCAUGGAUAAGAUGAUUUACGGCACGUUCAUGGGGUGUCUCUGCCUCGUGUCAUUUGUAUGUGUGAUUUAUGCCAAUGGAUCUGGCACCGCGGACAUGGGCUACGACUGCAACGAGGGAUGGAACAGCAGUUGCGACGUGGUUUUUCGCGCCCGCGCUACGACCUACGCCACCCUAACAUUCCUCUUAUUGAUCACGGCCUGGGAGGUCAAGCAUUUCUCUCGAUCCUUGUUCAAUCUCGACCCGGACAAAUACCCCGGUCGACUAUCCGUCAUCCAUUCCAUCUGGCGCAACCGCUUCCUGUUCUGGGCGGUCAUUGCCGGCUUCGUGGUCGCCUUUCCCGUUAUUUACCUCCCUGCGGUCAACCGCAUCGUGUUCAAACACCACGGUAUCGACUGGGAAUGGGGUGUUGUUUUCGGGUGCAUGUUGGUAUAUUUGGUCCUGGUUGAGAGUUGGAAGGCGACAAAACGAUCGUUUGGCAUUGGUAGUGGAAAGAAUGCGCGGCUGACGAUGGAGGAUGCUGAGAUGAGGGCUGGACUGGCGUCACCGUUUUCCAUGAGCGCCAAUGCCAGUGUGGAUGCCAGUGUGGAGGCACUAGCGCUGCUAUCUUCCGGUCACAGUUCAGGAAUCAUCAAACGCCUAAAAUCCCACCUCCCCACCGACGUUGAAUUCGACUUCCUCGACGCCCAAUACCCCUCUCCCCCGGCCCCGGGCAUCGAUCUCUUCUACCCGCCCCCGUACUACACCUUCUGGCGCGAAAACACCGUCCCCGCAAUCCGCGAAACCAUCACCUGGUUGAAUGGCAUAAUCGCCGAACGUGGCCCUUACGAUGCCGUCAUGAUGUUCAGCCAGGGGUGCGCGCUCGGCGGGAGUCUCCUGCUUUUACAAGAAUGGGAGCGUCAGCAGCAAGCCACCCAGACUGAAUCCCAGACCAAGACCCAGGGCGGGAAGAACCCAUUCUCCGCAGCAAUUUUCAUCUGCGGCGGUCCACCCCUCCUAAUGCUCUCCGAAACCGGCUACACCCUGCCAUCUGCAAUCUUCGACCGCGACGCCGACAGCCGCGCCAGACUCGCCCAAGUCGCCAACUCCGAGAACCUUCUCGCUCUGGGGUCCUCGCGAUGGAACAACCAAGCGCCCGGGGGCACUAGUUCGGACGCGGAAGAGCGCAUCAGGCAGGAACUCGCUGCACACGGAGACGUCAAGAUCCGGAUCCCCACGGUGCAUGUAUACGGAGACAAGGACCCGCGGUAUGAGGCGAGUGUGCAGCUGUCGGGGCUUUGUGAUGAGAGGCGCCGGCGCACGUUUAAUCAUAAUGGCGGGCAUGAGAUACCGAGGUAUGAGGCUGUGACAGCGACGGUGACAGAGAUGGUCAUUUGGGCGUUGAGGGAGGGGGGUGUGAUUGAUUGA
This is a messenger RNA of Aspergillus steynii IBT 23096, 4047 nucleotides long. Its product is annotated as putative potassium/sodium P-type ATPase. Lineage: Eukaryota; Fungi; Ascomycota; Eurotiomycetes; Eurotiales; Aspergillaceae. The record is from RefSeq and is a predicted model, not a curated record. The coding region runs from base 1 to 4047 and encodes 1348 amino acids. Gene Ontology annotation, cellular component: plasma membrane. Gene Ontology annotation, molecular function: ATP binding; ATP hydrolysis activity; P-type calcium transporter activity. The transcript is spliced from 7 exons. Gene Ontology annotation, biological process: calcium ion transmembrane transport; intracellular calcium ion homeostasis.